Molecule: messenger RNA, 1431 nt
Organism: Aspergillus vadensis CBS 113365
Lineage: Eukaryota; Fungi; Ascomycota; Eurotiomycetes; Eurotiales; Aspergillaceae
Exons: 3
Coding region: 1-1431 (476 amino acids)
Cellular component (GO): endoplasmic reticulum
Molecular function (GO): oxidoreductase activity; heme binding
Source: RefSeq, a predicted model, not a curated record
AUGGCGACAUUCACCCUGGAGCAAGUGCAAAAGCACAACACGGCCGACGACCUCUGGAUCGUCCUCCACAACAAGGUCUACAAUGUUACCAAUUAUCUAGAAGAUCAUCCCGGUGGAAAGGAAGUUCUCAUCGAAGUUGCUGGUACCAAUGCCACCGAAGCUUUUGAAGAAAUCGGCCACUCCGAUGAGGCGCGCGAGCAGCUCGAGCCCUACUUUGUUGGCGACUUACCUUCAGAGGAACAAGCCGAGACUGUGGAGAUCUACCGUCCGACCUUCGAACAAGUGUCACAGUCCGCCGUCGUCAACGUGAAGAAGCCCUCGCCAUGGGGAUUCCUUCGCACGGCAAGCAAACUCGGAUUGAGCGGUCUCGUCGUCACAGCCAUCGUGACAGUUUAUAACCGAGGCAUGACGCCCUCAGAAGCCCUCCAGGUUGUGCAGCACUCGGCGCUUUCCUUAAUCCAACUCCCACGGGGCGCCGAUGGCAAUAACGCCAGCCAAUUCUGGUUAGGUGCAGGCAUCUCCAGCAUCAUCCAAUUCUCCGCAACACUUGGCCUAGGUUUAUGGGCGUCGACGAAGCUAGACGUACAGCAAGAGUUCACGCACUAUGACUCUCACAGACCAUCCAAGCCCGCGCAUCUGAUGCACCUUUCCAAGACAACCAUCACCAUCCCGAGACCAAAGCCUCUCGACCCGCGACAAUGGCGACCCUUCACCAUGACCCAGAAGACCGAGAUCGCCCCGAAUGUUUACCACAUUAUUUUCUCCCUGCCGAACCCCGACGACAUUCUCGGCCUCCCAACAGGACAACACAUCGCCCUACGUGCAUCAAUCAACGGCACCAGCGUAGCACGCUCAUACACCCCCAUAUCGAACAACAAGGAUCGCGGCCGCAUCGAGCUCCUCGUAAAGGCCUACCCGCAGGGCGCAAUGACGCAGCACCUCGCGCAGAUGAAAAUAGGCGAUACCAUCGAGAUCCGCGGCCCCAAAGGCGCCAUGCAGUACUCCCCACGGUAUGCCAAACACAUUGGCAUGAUUGCCGGCGGCACUGGCAUCACCCCUAUGUACCAGCUUAUCCGCGCCAUUUGCGAGGAUCCGGCAGACACUGAUACGCGCGUCUCACUUCUGUAUGCUAAUAAUACCGAGGAGGAUAUUUUGCUUCGCGCAGAGCUGGAGGCUUUUGCUCGUGAUCAUUCAGAUAGGUUUCAGGUGCACUAUGUGCUGAGUAGGCCUGAUGAUAGCUGGACUGGGUACCGAGGGUUUGUGAGUGCUGAGCUUAUUCAGAGGCAUUUGCCUGUUGUUGGACCGGAUAGUAAAAUGCUGCUGUGUGGACCGCCGCCAAUGAUCGGGGCUAUGAAGAAGGUGUUGCUGGAAUUGGGAUGGCCUAUGCCUGGGGCGGUGGCGAAGGCUGGGGAUCAGGUGUUUUUGUUCUGA